This is a messenger RNA of Centruroides sculpturatus (bark scorpion), 2356 nucleotides long. RefSeq names its product cyclin-dependent kinase 5 activator 1-like. Gene Ontology annotation, molecular function: cyclin-dependent protein serine/threonine kinase activator activity; protein kinase binding. The record is from RefSeq and is a predicted model, not a curated record. Lineage: Eukaryota; Metazoa; Arthropoda; Arachnida; Scorpiones; Buthidae. The coding region runs from base 362 to 1402 and encodes 346 amino acids. Gene Ontology annotation, biological process: activation of protein kinase activity; positive regulation of cyclin-dependent protein serine/threonine kinase activity. The transcript has a single exon. Gene Ontology annotation, cellular component: cytoplasm; protein kinase 5 complex.
CAUUCCUACACAUUACAAGUCGCCCUUAUCCUAAACUGCCAUUCUGUUAACUCCAUCGAUCACUAAGGAUCGUCGCAUUAAGUUACUCUACCAAUGAAAUACAACUAAGUUGACGUCAUCGACUGCAGCUCGUAGUCAUAGCAACUAGGAAAAGGCUCAUCGAUCGGCUGACGAGUGUUGCAGGCUAGACGAAGGUCGACGUGUCCAUUUGAACAUUAGACACCAUUUGGUGCUGUGGAUUGUCAUCUUUCAACGUUGGAUGGAGGUGAACAAUCGUACAAUUUCAUACAUGAUAGUGCAAUUCAUCAACGGGUAUUGUUACCACUUCGGAUAGUUAAAUGCUGAUUUCUCUAAUCCAGCUAUGGGCACGGUAUUGAGUUUUUCACCAAAGGAACGUAAGCCGUCGUAUGGUGAUUAUAACUUGAAUAAGUACACGUACGAGCAGUUGAAUAAUGCGAAAAACAAGGAGAAGACGCUUGAGAAGAAUGCCAAUCACCAUAACCAUAACUUCAAGAAGCAUUCCCUCUUCAUCAAUGCUCUUAGUUGGAAACACUUCAACGUCUCGAACAAGAAGAAGAGCGAAAAGAAUAAAAACCAGAAUUUACGUUAUCCCCUAGAUAAUAUAAAUACUUUAGUGGAUAAUAACAAAAAUAUCCAGAACUCUCUGGCAUGUUACAACCUGAAAUCCAGUUCCAUUGGGCCUUUGGAUGUAGUUGCCAGGAAUAACAACAAACCUCAUAAGCCUUUACCACCUCCAUUGCCACCGAAACCUGCAAUUUUGACGGCUCAUAAUUUGGUUCGACCCAUUACUCAUACUACUUCCGGAGCCAUCAAUGCCUUUACUGCAUGCGGCCCUUCCCUGAGAGCACCACCAAAUGUAGUAAGUAAAAACAACGUUACAGGGGAUCAUACCGUUCCUAGCCCGCACAAAAAGACAGUUAUACAGGCAUCCACAUCGGAAUUGUUAAGAUGUUUAGGGGAAUAUCUCUGUCGAAAGUGUAAAAAGAUGAGAGAACUUCAACCAUCCGAUGCUGUUAUGUGGUUAAGAAGCGUAGAUAGAUCAUUACUUCUACAAGGUUGGCAAGAUAUAGCAUUUAUAAAUCCAGCUAACGUAGUCUUCCUUUAUAUGCUGGUUAGAGAAUUAGUUAACGACGAUAUCGAAACUGAACGUGAACUUCAGGCUAUCGUAUUAACCUGUCUAUACUUAUCUUACGCUUAUAUGGGUAACGAGAUUUCUUAUCCCUUAAAGCCUUUCUUAGUAGAAGAUAGCAAAGAAAAAUUCUGGGAUAGAUGCUUAUUAAUUAUUAAUUUACUGAGUGGAAAGAUGUUGAAAAUCAAUAGUGAACCAAGCUAUUUUACUGAAGUUUUUACCGAAUUGAAAGGCUGCUCGAUCACGGCAUAACCAGACUUUAAUAAUAGUUUAACGGUUUAAAAAAAACUUUACUUAUAUAUACAUACACACAUAUAUAUAUAAAUAUAAAUAUACUGUAAAUGAAAAUUGUAGAAUCAUAUCCCAUAAUAUUUAUCUUUCUUCUACAAUAGAAGGUUUGAUAUAUGUUCAUCGAAAAAAAGUGAGUGCCCCUGUAAAGCGUGCUUCACUGUAGGACUUAGUGUUCUGUUGGGAAGCUAAGUUCUGGCGCAAUGCGGGAGUAUAAUGAGUAUUUACCGUUCCUCAAUCUUUAAUAAUAGUUAAAAUCGUCCGGAAUUUUGUGAAAUUAUCGUCAUAUAUCGUUUUAUGAAGCAGUAUACGAAGUAAGUAUAUAUAUAUAUACAUAUAUAAAUAAGCAUAUAUAUAUAUAAAACUUUACAAUAUCUCUUUUUUGUAUUUCAAUCAUUGAAAUGCGUUCAUUGUGAUGAUAAAUGUUAAAAUUUGUUGGAUAUAAUUAAUGUUGAUUUUACUGUUAAUCUCUUUUUAAUAUAUCCCUUGUACUGAUCUAUAAUGAUAAAUUAUCCUGUUAGGUAUAUUAUACAUUUGUUAAAUGUAUAGUUUAAAAUAAAAGAAAAAUCCAAAAAAGAAUAAAAACCUUCAGUACAAAAAAAAAUAAGAAAAAAAAAUUGAUAUUUUUGGUAUCUAAAAGCAAUAUAUUUAGUUAAAAUUCUCAUUUUAAUUUGAAAUUCUUAUUUAUACUGUUGAACAAAACAUGUAUUUUAAAAGCCCAAAUUGUUAAACAGUCUCAAGCAAUUGCCAGCCAAUUCUGAUCAAGAAAAGUUUUCGUCCAAAUUAAAUGUUGCCAUUUAGGAAAAUAUAUAUACAUACAUAUAUAUUUUUAACAUUAAAAAUUUAUUUUUAAACUUUAUUAUUAAUUUUAAAAAAAAUUAGUUCAUAAAUGUAUAAUUUUUCAUAAUUAAUUUAUAG